GUUCAGAUAUGCUAGAGCUGCUGUACAUUAUUGUUGGCCAACAGCUGAAACCUCAAUGCGUAAAGCUCGUAAAAAAAUUAUUCCACCAUUACCACCUACACUGGAUGCAUUAAAAGAGUACCUUGAACAACAUUUGGAUAGAUAUAAAUGUUGUGGUCAUUCAUUCUAUCAAGAUUAUACUAUUGAUAAUCAUGGAAAGUAUACAGUGAUAUUUGGUUGUAUUGAUCUUAUCCGUAAAGUGGUUAAUCAAGGCGGCGAAGAGGUGCAUGCUGAUGCAACGUUUAAGGUUGUACCAUCUCGACCAAAUUGCAGACAGUUAUUUAUAAUGCAUAUGAUCAUUCAAAACCAUUCUAUACCAGUGAUAUAUAUAUUGAUGGAAUCAAAAACUGAGACAGCAUACACUCAAGUUUUGAUGAAGUGUAAAGUUCUAUUUCCAGAAAUUAAGCCAAUAUGUAUAAUGACUGACUUUGAAGUUGCAUUACAGAAUGCUUUUAAAAUUGUAUAUCCAGAUGCAAUUCAACAUGCUUGUUUUUUUCACUAUGUCCAGGUAUUUGUUUGUUAA
This is a messenger RNA of Acyrthosiphon pisum (pea aphid), 562 nucleotides long. RefSeq lists its product as uncharacterized. The record is from RefSeq and is a predicted model, not a curated record. The transcript is spliced from 2 exons. Bases 56 to 562 code for a protein of 168 amino acids. NCBI's taxonomy places the organism in Eukaryota, Metazoa, Arthropoda, Insecta, Hemiptera, Aphididae.